Myotis lucifugus (little brown bat) is the source of this 1538-nucleotide messenger RNA. RefSeq names its product ubiquitin carboxyl-terminal hydrolase 30-like. Gene Ontology annotation, biological process: protein deubiquitination. The transcript has 7 exons. The record is from RefSeq and is a predicted model, not a curated record. Gene Ontology annotation, molecular function: cysteine-type endopeptidase activity; cysteine-type deubiquitinase activity. Gene Ontology annotation, cellular component: nucleus; cytosol. NCBI's taxonomy places the organism in Eukaryota, Metazoa, Chordata, Mammalia, Chiroptera, Vespertilionidae. The coding region runs from base 975 to 1478 and encodes 167 amino acids.
UGCCCAUUCAGUACAUAAACAUAGUUUUCUUUGUAUUUGUUUAGAGUUUGCUGAAUAUCUUGAAUCUAUGCAUCUAUGUUUUUCACCAAAUUUGUACAUUGUUUUAGGGAGACCUUCAGACAAAAAGCCACACAAUGCAAAUCUCACCCAUGGAGCUCCUAUUUUUCCAAGACAUGACUUCUCUUCAAUUUCUGCCUGCUUUUGGUAGCUCUCCAGUCAUUCACAUAGUUUUGUUUUGUUUGGGUCCAGAUUCUACAAUUGUUAUCUCAAGGAGAGUUCGUCUAAUCAAGCUACUCUGCCAUCACCAAAUGCAGGAACUCUUACCCUAUUUUAGCAAUUAAUAAUAAAACACACAUCUUUCCACAUAAUCACACAUUCUUAUACUACUCUAUUUUUAAUAAAGUAUUCCACUCCACUCCAUGGACAUGAUUGAAUUUUUUAAUCAUUCUGUAGAAAUUCCAACGAUUCACAUUUUGCUGUUAUAGAUAAUGCUGAGCUGAGCAUCUUUGUAGUUGUGUCCAUGGUUAUUUCCUUAGGAUAAAAUCCCAAAAUUUCUGGGUCAGCCAUGUCAUCUUAGAUUUUCCAAGCUGAUUAGUAUUAUUGUAUUUCAUGUUUACAAGGUUGUUUUCAGUAGAGUGUGCUUCUAGAGUCCUGUUCGAUUCGAUACCUUCGAUAGCCUUUCACUAAGUAUUCCAGCUGCCACCUGGGGUCAUCCACUGACCCUGGACCACUGCCUCCACCACUUCAUCUCAUCAGAAUCCGUGCGGGAUGUUGUGUGUGACAACUGCACAAAGAUUGAAGCCAAAGGGACGUUGAAUGGGGAGAAGGUGGAACACCAGAGGACCACUUUCGUUAAGCAGUUAAAACUAGGGAAGCUCCCUCAGUGUCUGUGCAUCCACCUGCAGCGGCUGAGCUGGUCCAGCCACGGCACGCCCCUGAAGCGGCACGAGCAUGUGCAGUUCAACGAGUUCCUGAUGAUGGACAUCUACAAGUACCGCCUUCUUGGACAUAAACCUGGUCAACACAGUCCUAAACUGAAGGAGAAAGCAAGGCCUGCGCUGGAACUGCAGGACGGGCCGACAGCCCCCAAAUCAGUUCUGAAUCAGCCAGGGGGCCCCAAAACCCAAAUUUUUAUGAAUGGUGCCUGCUCCCCAUCUUUGUUGCCCACCCUGCCAGCCCCAAUGCCCUUCCCCCUCCCGGUGGUUCCGGACUACAGCUCCUCCACGUACCUCUUCCGGCUGAUGGCAGUUGUCGUCCACCAUGGAGACAUGCACUCCGGACACUUCGUGACUUACCGACGGUCCCCACCUUCGGCCAAGAACCCCCUCUCAACCAGCAACCAGUGGCUGUGGAUCUCCGACGACACCGUCCGCAAGGCCAGCCUGCAGGAGGUCCUGUCCUCCAGCGCCUACCUGCUGUUCUAUGAGCGCGUGCUUUCCAAGAUGCACCAGAGCCGGGAGUACAAGUCUGAAGAGUGACUGUGCCGGCCCCAGAGCGAGACCUGAUGGCACUGUCCACGCCGUCAGGAGAAAGACGAA